UUCUCUCUUCACUGUCUCUGUCUCCGUUUGAUUAUACCUUCAAAACAUGUACGCAGGGGCAAUACACCGAAACUGUUAUAAUUAUUUUAUUAGAAAAUAAAAAAAGGAAGCAAAACGUCAUCAUUGUGAGUUUCAUUUUUGGCUGUGGCUUUGGUAUCUCCCCUUUGACAAAUCAUCGUGAAUUGAGAGGGUUUUGAUGCUCCAUAUAUCCCUCGACUUUGAUCUUCACCUGACAAUCUCGAAAUGUCCGGGCCGCUUGAUCGGUUCGCUCGGCCUUGUUUUGAAGGGUUCUCGGGUCAAGAUGAACGUAGAGAACGAAAAUCAGAUUUUGAGAACUCUGAGGAUGAUAGGCGAACAAGAAUUGGCAGUCUGAAAAAGAAAGCAAUAAAUGCGUCAAGCAGAUUCAGACAUUCUCUCAAGAAGAAAGGCCGGAGAAAAAGUGCCAGUCGUAGCAAUUCUGUUUCUAUUGAGGACGUUCGAGAUGUUAGGGAGCUCAAGGCGGUGGAUGCAUUUCGACAGGCACUUUUGUCGGAUAGCUUGUUGCCUCCGAAACAUGAUGAUUACCAUAUGUUAUUGAGAUUCCUUAAAGCGAGAAAGUUCGAUAUUGAGAAAGCAAAGCACAUGUGGGCCAAUAUGAUUCAAUGGAGGAAAGAAUAUGGCACAGAUACAAUUAUGGAGGAUUUCGAGUUCAGUGAGCUGAAUGAGGUUCUGCAGUACUAUCCACAUGGUUACCAUGGUGUGGAUAGGGAAGGAAAACCUGUUUAUAUUGAGAGGCUAGGCAAAGUUGAUCCUGGCAAGCUGAUGCAAGUAACUACCUUGGAAAGAUACCUAAGAUACCAUGUUCAAGGUUUUGAGAAAACAUUUGCUCUUAAGUUUCCGGCUUGCUCUAUUGCUGCAAAGAGACACAUAGAUUCAAGUACAACAAUUUUGGAUGUCCAAGGCGUGGGUUUCAAGAACCUAACCAAAUCUGCACGAGACCUCAUCAUGCAACUGCAGAAGAUUGAUGGUGACUACUAUCCGGAAACAUUGAGUCGGAUGUUUAUCAUCAAUGCUGGUUCUGGUUUUAAGCUGCUCUGGAGCACAGUGAAGACAUUUCUUGAUCCCAAAACUACUUCAAAGAUUCACGUUCUUGGCAACAAAUUCCAAGGUAAAUUACUUGAAAUUAUUGAUGCAAGUGAGCUGCCGGAAUUUCUAGGUGGUAGCUGUACUUGUAUAGAUCAGGGUGGUUGCAUGAGGUCCGAUAAAGGUCCGUGGCAAGAUCCAGAAAUUUUAAAGAUGAUUCUUAGCGGUGAAGUGCAAAAUUCCAGACAAAUAGUAACUGUUUCUAAUGAUGAGGGCAGGAUGAUUGAAUGUGAUAAGACCUGUUAUCCAAUGAUAAAAAGCAGUGAUACAUCUACAGCAGAAUCAGGAUCUGAAGUUGAAGAUAUCACUUCUCCCAAAGCAAGUGGGAAUUGCAUAAACCCUAGGCUGACUCCUGUCCAGGAAGAGGCUAGAUUGAUCAAUAGAACUAGUCUUGCUGGAGGCUUCUCUGAGUAUGACGAGUAUGUUCCCAUAGUUGACAAGGCUGUUGAUGUUGGGUGGAAGGAGAAGCAAACCACACCUCAAAAUUCUUUGAACUCUAUUGAGACAUCACUAUCAAGUAUUGAAAAGUCUCCUGAGGGGAUUUGUGCUUAUAUCUGGUCUCUUAUUAAGGGCUUCUUUGUUGCCCUCUUUACUUUUGCGAUUUCAUUAGCAUUUCAUAUCACCAAGAGAACCCAGCACUCGGAAUCUGAUUCUGUUCAGACUAUGGCUGACGUGCCUGAGCCCAUAUUCAAGGAGGAAUCCCGUCCUCCUUCCCCUGUUCCUGGGUUCUCGAAGGCUGAGGUCCUCUCAUCUGCCUUAAAACGGCUGGGUGAACUUGAGGAGAAAGUCGAUAUGCUACAAUCAAAACCUAAUGCAAUGCCAUAUGAGAAAGAGGAACUGCUGAAUGCUGCAGUUUAUCGUGUGGAUGCUCUGGAAGCAGAGUUGAUUGCCACAAAGAAGGCUUUAUACGAAGCGUUGAUAAAACAAGAGGAACUUCUGGCAUACAUAGACAGUCAAGAAGAAAGCAAAUCCAAACAGAGAAAGUUUUGCUGGUGAGGAGAAUUAUGUACAGGACGGUACAAAUCAAUGGGUAUUUUGUGUCUAUUCUACGUGUACAGUGGAGCUGCUCGAGAAUGUGCCUUGAAGUUCAUCGUCCAGUGAAAUCGUCAAACAUUGUAUUUUGGUGACAACUCGAGGGUCAUUGAACAUAGUCUGAAUGAUUAAUCUGGUUGUCUUUUUGUUCGUUCGUUUUCAUUAUUUUAUGUGGUGAAAGACUGAAAGUGAUAUAUGAGCCUUGAGAUAUGAACCACAGGUUCCACAUUGCGCGGUAAUCCACUUGCACUUGUGUUCUCACAGUUCUGUUGUGAAAAUCGGUUAAACUGUUCCAGGGGUCAUUUGCGAUACGCACGAAAGUUUUAUUUAGUUAUUAAUUCAGCGAUGCCAUGCGUAGAAA
Neltuma alba is the source of this 2515-nucleotide messenger RNA. Its product is annotated as phosphatidylinositol/phosphatidylcholine transfer protein SFH8. The transcript has 14 exons. The record is from RefSeq and is a predicted model, not a curated record. The coding region runs from base 244 to 2118 and encodes 624 amino acids. NCBI's taxonomy places the organism in Eukaryota, Viridiplantae, Streptophyta, Magnoliopsida, Fabales, Fabaceae.